Molecule: messenger RNA, 610 nt
Organism: Schistocerca americana (American grasshopper)
Lineage: Eukaryota; Metazoa; Arthropoda; Insecta; Orthoptera; Acrididae
Product: astakine-like
Exons: 3
Coding region: 85-411 (108 amino acids)
Source: RefSeq, a predicted model, not a curated record
CAGCCUUCAAACACUAAGCAUUCUUCAUUGACAUAACUUUCACACGUAUUCACGUGAUUUCUUGUUUGUCCGUGGUUCCAUGUAAUGAAAGGUGUCACCAUGAAGACCUCAGUAGCAGCCAUCUUUGCUAUCACCAUGGUGCUGAGCGUGCAAGCGGGUUACCUGUCCUGCGGGAAGGGCGAGGUGUGUCCUGAGGGUCAUUGUUGCAUGAUCGGCGGCGGCAGGUACGGUUUGCCCAUCUGUUCCCUGAAGGGUGUGAGUGGUGACUCCUGCCGGCCGAACAACCAACCACAGGACUUCUGGCUGUCCGCCGACCCGGGCGAUGAGGGUUCUCUGUAUACGGGCGUCUACACGUACGUCUGUCCCUGCCUGAACGGCCUACAGUGCGCCGAUGGAACCUGUACCUACUAGCGGGCGUCUCAGACGCUCACCGACUCACUGCGACAACUUCAUCAGCAUCAGUACGAAGACGCAAACUGGAAGAUUCGUUGUUUGGAAUAAUCAGAGGUUGUAAACCAGAGGCAACGUAAAAUACGUCACGGCAGUCACAUGGAAAAGCGCCAAUUCGACAAAGAUUUCAUCUCCAACAGACAUCACAGGUGCCACCACC